GUAAGGACGACAAGAAUCUCUCACUCAGGUUCUGUAGAAUUGUCAGAAUAAUUUCUAAUGGGAGGCAAAAUGGGAUCACUACCGGAGCAAAACAGAGAGAAGCUUCUCUGGCAGUCAAGCGAUGUCACCGAUAGCCGUGACUCCAAGUUCCGGUGUUGCUCGUGGAGGACUCUCUACGAGGCUCCGGCGAAGUUGUAUGCCAUGGGACAUUCUGAUCGUCGGAAGCUUUACUUCUCCUUCAAGAUGGGGAUUGCUUUGGCACUCUGUUCUUUCGUCAUCUUUCUCAAAGAACCGCUUCAAGAUGCGAGUAAAUUCGCAGUUUGGGCGAUUCUCACUGUCGUUCUCAUUUUUGAGUAUUAUGUCGGAGCAACUUUGGUUAAAGGAUUCAAUAGAGCGUUAGGCACAAUGUUAGCUGGGGGACUUGCUCUCGGCGUCGCGCAGCUCUCUGUUUUAGCAGGAGAAUUUGAAGAAGUCAUCAUCGUAAUCUGCAUAUUCCUUGCAGGUUUUGGUGCUAGUUAUUUGAAACUCUACGCGGCCAUGAAACCAUACGAAUACGCAUUCAGGGUGUUCAAGUUGACAUAUUGUAUAGUUCUUGUUUCCGGGAACAACUCAAGAGACUUCUUAAGCACUGCUUAUUACAGGAUCUUGCUUAUUGUUCUUGGUGCAACCAUUUGUUUGCUUGUGAAUGUAUUUCUGUUUCCGAUAUGGGCGGGGGAAGAUCUCCAUAAACUGGUGGCCAAAAACUUCAAGACUGUGGCAAAUUCCUUAGAAGGAUGUGUUAAUGGUUACUUGCAAUGUGUGGAAUACGAGAGAAUACCGUCGAAGAUACUCACGUAUCAAGCUUCAGAUGAUCCAUUAUACAGCGGAUACAGAUCCGCUGUUCAAUCUACAAGCCAAGAAGAUUCUUUGCUUGAUUUCGCUAUAUGGGAGCCUCCUCAUGGACCUUACAAAACGUUUAACCAUCCUUGGAAAAACUAUGUCAAACUCAGUGGUGCAGUGAGGCAUUGCGCUUUCACAGUCAUGGCAAUGCAUGGAUGCAUUCUUUCAGAAAUACAGGCAGCUCCAGAGAAAAGACAUGUUUUCAGUAACGAGCUUCGGAGAGUUGGUAAUGAAGGAGCAAAAGUUUUACGAUUGUUUGGAGAAAAAGUGGAGAAAAUGGAGAAGCUAAGCCUAAGCCUCGGAGAGAUUCUGAAAGACGUUCAACGAGCAGCCGAGGCACUACAGAUGAAAAUAGAUUGUAAAUCAUAUCUUCUUGUCAACUCAGAAAGCUGGGCAGCUAUUAAAGAGCAAGCUGAAGCCGAAGAAGCUCGAGAAAACGACCAAGAAGCCAAAGACGACGAGACUAAAGUGAUCAAAUCUUUAAGCCAGAUUUGGGAUACUAACAACAACAAUCAUCAGAGUAAUGAUCAAUCUCAGAAUUGGAUGUCAACAGAGAGUAUGAUGUUCAAGAACCGAGAGAUGUGGCCAAGCAUGUCCUUUAUUGGUGGUACUGUGGUGAAUGAGAUUGAAUGUAAAGUAUACGAAAGCGCGAGUUCGUUGUCUCUAGCUACAUUUGCUUCCCUUCUGAUCGAGUUUGUUGCGAGGCUGCAAAACAUUGUCAAUGCUUUUGAGGAGCUUAGCACAAAAGCUGGUUUCAAAGAUCCUGUUGAUCAGAUUCCUAAGGUUUGAAUGUGUGAAAGAAGUGAUACAACGUUAAUAUUAUGAACAUGGUGUAAUAAGUGAUUUGUAAGCAA
Arabidopsis arenosa is the source of this 1733-nucleotide messenger RNA. The record is from the annotation of a GenBank genome assembly. Lineage: Eukaryota; Viridiplantae; Streptophyta; Magnoliopsida; Brassicales; Brassicaceae.